ACUCUCGCGCCCAAUCCAUCGACUUCAAGCCACCGGCGAUCAACAACCAGUCCAAGACUCUCCAUAAACCGUCAAUAUGGUUCUCGCAGUUGACCUUCUCAACCCCUCCCCGGCCGCUGAGGCCCGCAAGCACAAGCUCAAGACCCUCGUGCCCACCCCCCGCUCCUUCUUCAUGGACGUCAAGUGCCCCGGAUGCUUCACCAUCACCACCGUCUUCUCGCACGCCAACACAGUCGUCGUCUGCCAGGGCUGCUCGCAGGUCCUGUGCCAGCCCACUGGUGGCAAGGCGCGGUUGACCGAGGGCUGCUCUUUCCGAAGGAAGUAAGCGACUCGUUGUAGUGACAGCGGGGAUUGAUGGGUUACGAUGACGACUAUCAUGGCAUAGGGUGUAGAUCUCAUUGGCGCCGCUCGGCUCGACCGCAGGAUAGAAGAGGGAUCUUUCGACUCGAGUCAAUACAAAAGUCAACAAAAACGGGAGUUCCGGAUAUCUCAGCGCUCAUGGACCACCCUUUUCCCUCG
This is a messenger RNA of Bipolaris maydis ATCC 48331, 519 nucleotides long. Its product is annotated as 40S ribosomal protein eS27. NCBI's taxonomy places the organism in Eukaryota, Fungi, Ascomycota, Dothideomycetes, Pleosporales, Pleosporaceae. Gene Ontology annotation, molecular function: RNA binding; structural constituent of ribosome. Gene Ontology annotation, cellular component: ribosome; cytosolic small ribosomal subunit. Gene Ontology annotation, biological process: ribosomal small subunit assembly; translation. The record is from RefSeq and is a predicted model, not a curated record.